This is a messenger RNA of Dacryopinax primogenitus, 3078 nucleotides long. Its product is annotated as hydantoinase. Gene Ontology annotation, molecular function: 5-oxoprolinase (ATP-hydrolyzing) activity. The record is from RefSeq and is a predicted model, not a curated record. Lineage: Eukaryota; Fungi; Basidiomycota; Dacrymycetes; Dacrymycetales; Dacrymycetaceae. Gene Ontology annotation, biological process: glutathione metabolic process. Gene Ontology annotation, cellular component: cytosol. The transcript has 14 exons. Bases 1 to 3078 code for a protein of 1025 amino acids.
AUGAGCAUCCCAAUCUCAAGCGACGUCAUCAAAGGCGCAGAAGACAUCAUCGCACACUCUGAGACAGCCGUCGAGCAUGUCAUACACAGCGUCGAGCAUGCAGACGUUGUGUACCGUCUAGGCGUAGAUGUAGGGGGGACGAACACCGACGCCGUCCUCCUCGCUCUCUCCGAAGAUCAUAAGCAGAAUGCUGUCCUCUCCGGCCACAAGAGCCCCACGACGCCAGAAGUGAUGGACGGCAUCGUCAGCGCUGUCCAGAUGGUGCUCAAGGACGUAUCGGACUUGAGCAAGAUACAGGCUCUCUCUAUUGGCACUACUCAUUUCGUCAAUGCACUCAUCACUCGUGACCCUAGGAAAUUGCAUAAAGUAGCCGUGAUCCGUCUGUGCGGGCCAUUCAGCCUCAAAUGCCCGCCCUUCGCCAGCUUCCCAAGAGAGCUGAGGAGCAUCCUCAAGGGGCCCGUGUUCAUGCUCUCUGGAGGGCUGCAGAUUGACGGUCGAGAGAUCGCGCCCGUUAUCCCUGCGGAAGUAGAAGCAGCAUGCAAAGAGAUCGCUGCAGCGAACAUCCACGCCAUCGCCAUCUCCUCCGUGUAUGCUCCCAUCGACCACACCUACAAGCAAGAAGAAGCCGUCGCAUCGAUCGUCCGCCGUCUCCUGCCCAGAGCGCACAUAACGAUCUCCAAGCAGAUAUCCAACAUCGGCCUGCUAGACAGGGAGAACGCGUCCAUCCUCAACGCCGCACUGCUCUCUUAUGCCCGCCAGACGGUCCGCGGGUUCCGUAGGGCUGCGGCACUGCUCAACCUCAGUUGUCCGGUGUUUAUCACUGGGAACGACGGGACGCUGCUCACUUGUGCCCAGGCGGCCAAGUUCCCCAUCAGGACGUUCAGUAGCGGGCCGACGAAUAGUAUGAGAGGGGCGGCGUGGUUAGCCCAGCUCGAGAUGGGGCAGGAGAAAGGCGAGGGCGCGUUAGUUGUUGAUAUUGGUGGGACCACCAGUGACAUCGGCAUGCUCCUCCCCACCGGAUUCCCUCGUCAAGCCGCGGCGAAGCAUCAUCUCUGCGGUGUCCGACUCAACUUCUCGAUGCCUGACGUCGUCUCGAUCGGUCUAGGUGGAGGUUCGCUCGUCCGCACGCACCCAGAAGACGGGAGAGUCAGCGUAGGACCCGACAGUGUCGGGUAUCGCAUAACUUCCGAGGCGCUCGUAUUUGGCGGAAAGGUGCUCACAGCGACGGAUAUUGCGGUCGCGAGCGGAAGGGUGGGAGAUGUGGGGGACAAGAGUCUGGUGAAGCACGUGCUGAAGGGGAUGGUAGAGAAAGCCCAGGCGAGGAUUAAGAGUAUGCUCGAGACCACGCUGGACUCGAUGAAGACCUCGGCUGCGGACAUACCGGUGUACCUGGUUGGGGGAGGCGCGAUUCUUGCCCCGGAUCAUUUGGAUGGCGUGAGCCGCGUAGUCAAGUUCAAGAAUUCUGGCGUGGCGAACGCGUGUGGGGCUGCAAUUGCCCAGGUCGCAGGCACAGUCGACACAGUGGAGGAGAUCUCUUCCCGCUCUAUCCCGGAAGUGCGCAAGCUCAUCGAGCACCGCGCUAUGGACCUGGCGAUCAAGGCCGGCGCGAACCCGGACAAAGUCAGUAUCAUAGAGAGCGAGGCUAUCCCGAUCGCGUAUACUGCUGGAAGGUGCAGGUUCUACGUCAAGGCUGCUGGGGAAUGGAAGGGCGUUACCGGGGAAGCGGAAGAGGUGGGCGAGGAAGACGAGGACGGGGAAGCGGGGACGCUGGUAAACGGGGCGUAUGAGCCCGAGGAACCGGAGCAUGUACCCACCGCGAAGGAGAUUGUUGACUAUCGGCCUAGAGUGGAGCAGGGGGCAUGGACGCUUUCUGAGCUCGACCUAGAGUUCAUCGCCGAUGGUGCGUAUAUCCUCGGCUGUGGAGGUGGGGGCUCGCCGUACCAGCGCUACUUGCGGCUGAGGGAAGGGCUAAGGAAGGGAGCGGUGAUCAGAGUGAUCGAUCUGGGGAGCUUGGAGGACGACGCGCUCAUCGGUUGGGGGGGAGGGCUGGGGAGCCCGGAGGUAGCGGAUGAGAGACUGUCGGGGGACGAGUAUCAGGAAGCGACUGAGGAGCUACUUAAGUUCAUGGGUAUUACGAAGCUUGCUGGGUUUGCCGCGCUCGAGAUUGGUGGUGGGAACGGAAUGAUCAACAUGAUCCUCUCGAGCAGCGAGGUCUUUGGUUGGCCAGUUAUUGACGGCGACUUCAUGGGACGUGCUUAUCCUACUAGUUGGCAAACUACCCCGAACGUGUAUGAUGACACGCACAAGUGCGCCAACCUGUUGCCUUCGGCCAUCGCGAGUGGUGAUGGAAACGUCAUGUUCAUGACCCGGGUGAAGGGCGACCGAGACCACGAUGCAGCUUUCCGCGCGUGUUGUACGGAGAUGGGCACCAGUGUCGGUUGUGCGCUCCGUCCUCUGACCGCUGGCUAUUGCCGCAAGGCUAUGAUCAACAACACUGUCUCUCUGGCUUGGCGCAUCGGUCGCGCUGUUGCUCUGGCCCGGAAGAGCGCACAGAUUGGCAACGUCGGGAAUAUCAUCGUCGAUGCUCUCGGGGGAAAGGAGACUGGCAGGGUCCUGUUCAGCGGAAAGAUCGUCGAUGUUUCUCGCAGCAUUUAUAAGGGACAUACGAUCGGCCGUGUCACUAUCCAGGCCCUGGCAGAUGAUAGCGAGCCCACAGACGGCCCGGUCGAGAAAUACAAAGGCACGCUGAUGAUCCCCUUCAAGAACGAGAACCUGUACGCAGAACACGAUCCGAAAGAUGGCAGCAAGCCGAUAGUCCUGGCCUCCGUACCCGACCUUAUCAUGGUCAUUGAUGCUCAGAAUGGCGCUGCCCUUGGUACCCCGGACUACAAGUAUGGUCUGCGCGUUAUCGUCCUUGGCGUAACGGCUGCACCCCAGUGGACGGACACUGAGAGAGGUUUGGAGAUUGGCGACUGUCGUGCCUUUGGGUAUGUGCUCAGGCCGUUUCCCGAGGUCAAGUACGUCCCUCUAGGAAAGUAUAUCCAACCAAAGAGCGUGAUCGAGGAAUUUGGCGCAUGA